Molecule: messenger RNA, 3982 nt
Organism: Aricia agestis (brown argus)
Lineage: Eukaryota; Metazoa; Arthropoda; Insecta; Lepidoptera; Lycaenidae
Gene: asl
Product: intracellular protein transport protein USO1-like
Exons: 21
Coding region: 148-3411 (1087 amino acids)
Source: RefSeq, a predicted model, not a curated record
UUUCAACAAAAAUAGAUCUAUACAUAACAUGGUUUAAUUUUCCUUCAUAUUAAUUGGUUUAUGAAUAAAAAAUGAGUGAAUUUUAACAUCUACUUUACGUGUUACAACUGGUAUUGAUGAUUACAAGCAACGGUUGAGAUCGAAAGGAUGGACGGCCCGGGGAUGAGUUUAUUCCAAGGUGCACCUAGUUUCCACAUCAAUAAUAGUGCUCAAGACCGACUAGAGGAGCAGGAGGAGCUAGAAGAUGCAAAAAGAAGGAACGAGGAGCUUAAACACGAUCUUGUUGGUGCUUUCGAAGAUUUAGAGAAUGAUGAGAACUUGAACGAUGAUGCCAGUUCUGUGAAUUUGAGUGGUAACCACACAAUUGGGGGACCAAAGACAAAUGGAGUGAGAGUUGGUCAACCACCAACAUAUAAUGAGUCACUGAAUCAUCAAUUUUCUGAGUCACCAAAGUAUUAUGAGACUCCCAAAAACCAUAUUCCACAUCUGAGAAGUCCGGAUGACUUAAAACUACCAUAUAGUCCUUACGCAGCAGGAGAUGGUCAUAACUUCUAUCCUCACGAAUUAGCAGGACAUUUAAACGGUGUCAACAACUUUGACGGACUUACAAAAUAUGAAAGCCUAAAAGUUAUGAAUGAGAUGAGUUUGAAAGAGUGUCAACAGUUUGCGAGUCAGAAUGAGAGUCUGAAGACGGAGAUUGACAGUCUCCGAGCGAGGCUGCAAGCGGCUAUUCAGGACAAGGACAAAGCGGAGCUGUCGUUGCAGGAAUCACAACACUUGCUGGCGUCCAGUAAGCACAAGCUAUUGGAGCGAGAACAGCAGAUAUCGUCUCUGACUGACAAGAUCAAGAUGAUUGAAGACGAGAAGCAGGAGUUGCAGCUGCAAGUGACUGCAACAAACGUCGCUCUGCAGGAGAAACAGCAGCGGUUGCUAACGUUACAGGUGGCGCAUUCACACGACACGGACGCGUUGUUUAGAGAACAACAAGACAGACAUCGCGAGGAAGUAGACAGGCUGCAGAGUGAUUUGAUGAAAGCCAAAAACAGGCUCGAAGAGAAGGAAAACGAGAUAAAAGUACUGGAGAGGAGAUGCGUGGAGCGUCAGAAAGAGAAAGAAGACGUGCUGAUAGAGAAGGGCGACACCAUCAACCGGCUAGCGGGAGAGUUGGAGGCGGCGCAGCGCCGGGUGAGAGAGAGAGACAUCGGCAGAGAACAGCUGAGAGAUCUGGGGUCGAAGCUGAAGGAGACGGCGUCGGAGCUGGUGGCGUGCCGCAAGACGCUGGCGGCGGCGCAGCGCGACGCGGAGGACGCGCGCGCCUCGCUACACCACCUGCUCGUCGAGUGGAUGCCCGAACACAAUAUAGGUGCAACAGGCGACUCGUUGGCGAGUAAGCUGGCGACACUAAAGGAGGUGUUGAGUCGAUACAAACAGCAGAUGCAGAAGUUGCCGGCGCUGCAAGAUGAGCUAGCUAAGAGAGACAAAAGACUGGAGCACCAUCGCAAACAAGAGUCGGAGUUGCGGUCAAAACUCGAGGAGUCCAAGGGUGUCGAACUCCAACUGAACUCACAUAUCGCCAUGCUCAAGAACAAAGUGGAACUAUUGAGUAGCGGGGGGGAGGACGCGUAUAGACACGAAAAUGUACAGCUACGGAGUGAUCUGGAAGACGUGAGGGCUGAGCUGAAGAAUGAGGAGCUAAAAUACGCGGAGCUCGAGAUGGAGUAUGAAAAGCUGAAGACGGAGAGGGGCAGCCGGGCGAGCCUCGUGCAGGACGCCAACGCGGACCUGCUGCGGGAGCUGGAUAGAUACGCCGCACAGCUCAAGGACAUCAAGAAGGAGAACGGCGACCUGAAGACCUUGUAUCUACAGGUUUGCAGUGCUCGUGACGCAGUAACUCGAGAGCUUAAAGACGUCCACACUAUGACGCAGAGAGAGAAGGAGGCUUAUAGGACGCAGGAGAGAGAGCUGGUAGAGAGAGUUGAGAGUGAGAGGCGUCAGGUAGAGAAACUGACGGCGGAGUUGACAGCUGUCAGGCAGGAGUUGGACCGCGCUAACUGCAGGAUAUCAGAGCUACAGACCGAGUUUACGGACAAGCAGAGAGAGUUUACUGACAAGUUGAAUAAGUUUCUUGAAGACGAGAAGACGGCCAUGCGUAAGGAGAUAAGCGCGUGCAUACAGUGCGAUAAGCAGCUCAAACACAUACGGAACCUCGAGGACCAGAUCAGCAAGUAUAGCGUUCGAUUAGCCGCCCAAGAAAGCAACGAGACGCUGAUGAAAGAAUUGAAAGGCAAAGCGGAGUUCUUCCAAAAAUAUAUCCUCGAGAGGUACCAGAGAUUAUCAGAGCAGUGCUCAGUCGCCACCAACACGGACAGCCGGAUCGAUAUGCCGGAAGGCCGGAUCGGACCGGAAAACCGGAGCGGUCUGCCGGAAGGUCGGAUGUCGAUGGCCGAUAAUCGCAACGGUGUACCCGAAGGCCGGAGUGUGUCGGAAAGCGGAAAUGGUAUUUCGGAAAGCCGGAAUGGUUUGUCGGACCGGACGCACGAGCCGGAUGGUAGAGACGGACAGGACACGCCGGACACGGAUAAUGAUGACGAUUUGAAUGCCAAGACUGCUCUUAUGAUGAAAGAGAAGGCAAUAAGAGAUCAGAUAGCGGAGAAAUUCACGCUGGAAAUGAAGACGAUAGAAAUGAACUGCGCUAGAAGAUUAAAGGAAAUGGAGACGGAACAGCUCACAGCGGUCACCAAGUUGAAAAAUCUUCUAGAACGAAAGGCUAAGGAGGUUGAAACAUUGAAGGAGUUUAUACUGGCAGAAAGAGCUAAAGUCACACAGAUAUUGGAGUCGAAAGAGAAUGAGAUAUCGGUGUUGAUAAAGGAACAUAAUGAGUUACAGGUUGAAUGUCAAAAGGCGGUGGAUAACUGCGGUGAAUGGAAACACAAAGCCGAGAAAUACAAGGAGAAACUCUCCCAGCUCGGCUCGCUAGAAGACUUAUUGAAGAGAGAGAAAGAUGACUGGAAGCAGAAGACCAGCUCAGAAUGUCAGACCCUCAGGAACAAGGUCAUGGAGCAGCACACGAAAAUCAGUCAUCUGGAGCAGCAGUGUGACAAACUUAACCACGAUUACCAGAUGUUGUUGGACAAAUAUAAGAAUGCGAAGAGAACUGUUGUGACUUGCAAGGAUUACAUAGCGAAGAAGGACGAGCACGUGCACAGCGAGUUGAGUAGGAUACAGGAGGAGUAUCGCAAGAUAUUCGUGAGGCUGCAGGAGCAGAUCGACCAACACGCCGCCACCCGAGCCAGGGAGGCCAGGCACAGGCCGGCACAGACUGAGUACGCAGAGAAACUAAAGGAGCUCUCGCAAGAUUUCGCGCGCCUCACCCAGACGAAUACGGGAGAUAAAUUCGACAAGAAUAAAUGACACAAUAUAAGUAUAAUUUUAGGAUUUAAAAGACAUUUUAAGUUUGUUCUGCUGAAUAAGCUCAAGUAUUUUUAUGAUAAAAUGUAAUAUAUUAAGUAGAUUGUAUACGACGUCUAUAGACAAUACGUUAGAUUUUCAAAUAGCCAAUAAUGACAUUACUUUAUGUACCUAUUUUUGUCUUAAGGGAGUAAAGGCCCCACUGACGUUUUACAAACCUCAAUUCUAUGGAAGGUAAAGUGCGGUCUCGCCAUAAGGGUAAACAUUGCCCCAUAUAAAAUGCCCCACAAUUUUCCUGCCAAACAGUCGAAAUCGAGCGCAACCAAACGGACACCGGAGUGCUUAGUCAAAAUGCAUUCGUUAAUUUCGAUAGGCAUGUAAAAAGUCGGUCCUGCGCCUGAUUUCUCGCCAGUCGUGUCUGUCUUCCGUCCCACUGGAUUAUGAGAGUAUGGGAAUAUAGAAUGAUCUUCUGUACUGCGCACACACUUGGGCACUAUAAAAUGACUUCUGCGUAACUGGCAUGGUUUCAAUGUAACCGGCUACCGCCACCUAAACCGGUGUGGGAGAUAUUGUA